Molecule: messenger RNA, 1017 nt
Organism: Parnassius mnemosyne (clouded apollo)
Lineage: Eukaryota; Metazoa; Arthropoda; Insecta; Lepidoptera; Papilionidae
Source: the annotation of a GenBank genome assembly
AUGGACCCCGUCAUCAUAACGCCGGAUGACGUAGCUGAGGCGGUCCGUAGGGCCCCGAACUGGAAAAGUCCGGGACUCGACGGACUGCAUCACUACUGGCUGAAGGGGUUCGUGGUGUGUCACGCUGUGCUCGCCCGACAGUUUCAAGAGGCUCUCGUCCUCUUCACUACUGGGAUCACUCAUUUGGUUCCUAAAGACCGGGAUUCCACAGACCCGAGCAAGUACCGCCCCAUAACGUGUCUACCUACCAUAUACAAGACACUAACAUCUAUUUUGAGCGCGAGAAUCACUCGUCACCUGAACUCAAAUCAGGUGAUGUCGCGCGCUCAAAAUGGACGUCGGGGCGGUGGUCGUGGAACCAAGGAACCACUCCUCAUUGACGCGGUCAUUGGCAAGGUGGUUAAACGCAACCGUCGGAACCUCUCCGCCGCCUGGAUAGACUACAAAAAGGCAUUCGACUCGGUGCCUCAUACAUGGCUUAAGAGGGUCCUCGAGCUGUACAAGGUUGACUGUACGGUUCGAGACUUCCUCGGGCAGUGUAUGGGGCAGUGGAGUACGAUCCUUUGUCAUCUAGGCCAGCGGAUGACGGCUGCGGAGAACCACAUAAGGAUAAGAAGGGGUAUCUUCCAGGGCGAUUGUUUGAGUCCAAUCUGGUUUUGCCUCUCUCUGAACCCUCUCAGUACCUUACUGGAGGGUUCCGGGAGGGGAUUUCAGCUUCGGAAAGGAGGUACAAAAGUGACCCACCUUUUCUAUAUGGAUGAUCUCAAGUUAUUCGCCUCCAGUCGCUCCCAUCUUGUGGAACUGCUAAACAUCACUUGUGAUUUUAGCAAUUCUAUUGGAAUGGAGCUGGGGACGGAUAAGUGUGCGAUCCUCCAUGUCGAAAGGGGAAGGGUUGCUAACUCUGAGGGCAUGGACUUAUCUAUGCCCAUCAGCAUAAGGACCCUUUCCGAGGCUGAAACAUACCGAUACCUGGGUAUGUCACAGAACAUCGGUGUCGAUGAGGCGGGUAUGAAGUAG